UUUUCUACUAUCUCGUCGUUACAGUGCAGAAAAAAGGGGAAACACAAACGUUUCUUUCUUGUUGCUGCCUCCUGAAGGUGGUAACCUUUGCCUUACACCAUUCACUCUGAUUGGCAGUUCUUAUCGUGCAGUAAUGGGGGAGGUGAGGCAGAAGAAAAGGCAAGAGAAGGGGAAGAGCAGCGACAAGAAAAAACACUCUAAGGUCUUCUUGAAGAAGAAUAAGAGCAGUGAUAAGAGGAGGCUGAACAGAAGGGGGCCUCAGUUGGCACCCUCCCUACAGAGAGAAGUUGGUCGAAUAAAGGGGGAUGUUGAGUCUGACAAUUCUGAGGUUAGUGAUUGUAGUGAGGGAGAGACUUUUCCUGGGGAUGUUUAUGAGUAUGAAGAGGCUGUUCCAGAGGAGGAGUCAGGGAAGAACCGCCGUUAUGAUACUGUUGAUAACUAUGAUUACGAGCUGCCUGUUCACUUUAAGGACGAGGAUGUGUCUUCAGAUGAUGAGGAAAUUGAUGAAAGGGAUGGUAAAGGAAACUUGACUGAAGAUUCAGAUGAUGCUGAUCCAAAAAAAGAUGAUGACGGUAGUCAUGCUAGGAUGUUGCAAAACAUUACUGGAAUGCCUCGUGAAGCAUUUGAAGGAAAGAAGAGAAACAAUAUUGUUAUAUCUGAGGCAUAUCAGGAGUCUGAAUAUAAUCCCAGUCGUGAUGUUUUGGAUGGUAAUAGUCUCAUUAGCAUAGAGGACCUCCUUGAUCCUCUUCAAGGAAAACCUGGAUAUAGCAUGCUUAGAAAGCGAACUCUUCAAACAGAGAAAAAGUCAAUGGCACUUCAGGCACCACUUCCUAAAGCAGAUCGAGAAAGAGUGGAGAGAAAAGUAGCUUAUGAACAAUCAAAGAAAGAAGUCAGUAAGUGGGAGCCUAUAGUCAAGAAGAAUCGGGAAGCCUCUACCUUGUACUUAGGUGAAGAAGUAGAUUUGGGGUAUUCUACUGUAGGAGCAAUAGCUUCUGAAUUUAAACCUAGAACUGACAUUGAGAAGAAAAUUGCUUCACUCGUUCAUGAUGGGAAGAUCAUGGAAGCUCAUAAAAAUGAUGGUUCUAAGCUUCUUGAAUUAAACAAGGUAUCAUUUGAGGAUGAAAAGGAUCGUCAGAAUCGGCUGGCUAAGAUGCGCAGCCUUCUUUUUCGUCACGAGAUGAAGGCAAAACAUAUUAAGAAAAUCAAAUCAAAAACUUACCAUCGUCUGCUGAAGAAAGAUAGAAUGAAAGGGGCGUCUGUCCAAAUUGAAAUGGAUCCUGAUGCUGCUAAAGAAUUGGCGAUGAAGCAAGAGUUCAAGCGGGCAGAGGAGCGCAUGACUUUGAAGCACAAAAAUAGCUCACGGUGGGCAAAGCGCAUUUUGAGUCGUGGUUUGAAUGCCCAAGAUGAAGGUACACGAGCUGCAAUAGCUGAACAACUGCAACAGCAUGCAAAUUUGACUCGAAAAAUGCACACACUAAAAGAUAGUAGCAGCAGCAGUGAUGAAAGUAGUGAUGAAGAUUUCUCAGAUGAUCAGUCAGCGGAUGAAAACAACAGCAGGGCAUCGAAGUUGUUGGAGAAGGCAAAGGACAAGACUUUAAAAGCAUUAGAAGAUGAGGAGGAAGCUCCCAACUCUGGAUUGCUUGCUUUGCCUUUCAUGGUACGGGGGAUGAAGAAAAGGGAAGAGGCAGCUGCUGAAGAGGCCAAACUUGCCAUCCAGGAGUUUGAGUCACUCUCGAAGCAGCUGACUAAUUCUGAGACAGAAAAUAUAAAUACAGAAACUACUAGUGGUAGAAGAUCCUUUGGUGCAAUGAAAAAAUCGGCUCCAGAACCAAGAAAGAAGACAAAGUCAGAAUAUUAUGGUGAUACAGAUGAUGAAGAUGACACUGAGGCUAGAGAACCCGUGGAGUAUGAUGGGGACGAUAACAAUAGCAGUUUAUUUGCUGAUGCAAAUAUUAGUUCUGAUAUUCUUUGUGAAGACUCCAAGAGGCACCAGAAUUCAUUUUUUAAAAGCUUUGAUGAAACUGUUAGAGAUCCAGGUCCUAAGACAACAUAUGAAGUUGCCAUUUUUGCAUCUGACACAUGGAAAAAGGCGAAAAAUCUUGAAAAAAGGGUGGAUUCUACAACUUCCGCCAUUGUAUCAUCUAAGCCAUAUUUACAAGGUCAAGUUCCAAAGGAAACCAUGCAAGAUGUGGAUGAUCAAAGUGACUCGGAUCAUGAGAUGAUGGUAGAAGGGGUUCUGACUUCAGCUAAUAACGAGUCUUAUGAGCUUCCAUCUCAAGCAGAUUUGAUUCGCGAAGCUUUUGCUGGAGAUGAUGUAGAGGAGGAAUUCGAGAGGCAGAAAGAGGAAAUUCUGAAUGAGGAAAAUCCUGAACCAGAAAAGCCUGUUUUACUACCUGGAUGGGGCCAAUGGACUCACAUCCAGAAGAAAAAAGGCUUACCUUCUUGGAUGCUGAAAGAACACGAGGUUGCAAACAAGAGGAGGCAGGAAUCUCUUAAGAAUAGGAAGGAUGCAAAUCUCAAACAUGUUAUCAUCUCUGAGAAAUUGGAUAAAAAGGCUGAGAAACUCUACACAAAGACUCUUCCUUUUCCUUAUACAGAAAAGGAUGUAUUUGAGCACAGUAUCCGCAUGCCUAUCGGCCCCGACUUCAACCCUGCAUCAGCAAUAGGUGCUCUUAAUCGACCAGAGGUCGUGAAGAAGUCUGGUGUCAUUAUAAAACCGAUUGAGUUCGAGGAAGUUGAUCCUCAACAGAAAGUUGAAGAGCACAAACAGAAUGGACAGAAACAAAAGAGAAAAAAUGGUAAAACCAACAAUGGAAAAUCGGCCAAAAAAAUGAAGAAAGUUGGAGCCUAA
Messenger RNA from Benincasa hispida (wax gourd), 2851 nucleotides. Its product is annotated as U3 ribonucleoprotein (Utp) family protein. Gene Ontology annotation, cellular component: nucleolus; small-subunit processome. Gene Ontology annotation, biological process: rRNA processing. Lineage: Eukaryota; Viridiplantae; Streptophyta; Magnoliopsida; Cucurbitales; Cucurbitaceae. The record is from RefSeq and is a predicted model, not a curated record.